Messenger RNA from Chelmon rostratus (copperband butterflyfish), 3644 nucleotides. RefSeq names its product nucleolar protein 10 (gene nol10). Gene Ontology annotation, cellular component: nucleolus; 90S preribosome; small-subunit processome. The coding region runs from base 80 to 2266 and encodes 728 amino acids. The transcript is spliced from 21 exons. Lineage: Eukaryota; Metazoa; Chordata; Actinopteri; Chaetodontiformes; Chaetodontidae. Gene Ontology annotation, molecular function: protein binding. Gene Ontology annotation, biological process: maturation of SSU-rRNA from tricistronic rRNA transcript (SSU-rRNA, 5.8S rRNA, LSU-rRNA). The record is from RefSeq and is a predicted model, not a curated record.
GGGAACAACGUGGAUUCCGUGCAGUUCACCGGUGUAGUUACAGUGUAAUGUGUGGCCAGAGUCUUGUUGACUUUCUACAAUGCAGAUAUCUAGCGUGAAUGAUGUGAAGAUUUACAAUUUAAGCCAUGGGAAGUCUCUUCCAGAGUGGCUGUCAGACCGAAAGAAGAGACAGUUACAAAAGAAAGAUGUUGACAUCCAGCGCAGGAUUGAGCUCAUCCAGGACUUUGAGAUGCCCACAGUGUGCACCUCUAUCAAAGUGUCGAGGGAUGGUCAGUUCAUCCUGGCGGCAGGCACUUACAAACCCAGGAUUCGCUGCUAUGACACCUACCAGUUAUCCCUGAAGUUUGAGCGCUGUCUGGAUUCAGAUAUUGUGGCUUUUGACAUCCUAUCUGAUGACUAUUCAAAGUUAGUGUUUUUGCACUGUGACCGCUACGUCGAGUUCCACUCUCAGCACGGACACUACUACAAGACUCGUAUUCCCAAGUUUGGACGGGACUUUUCUUACCACUACCCCUCCUGUGACCUCUAUUUUGUGGGGACAAGUUCUGAGGUGUUCCGACUGAAUCUGGAACAAGGACGCUUCCUCAGCUCACUUCAGACUGAUGCUGUAGAGAACAAUGUGUGUGACAUCAAUCCUGUCCAUCAGUUGUUUGCCACAGGAACCUCUGAGGGAAGGGUCGAAUGCUGGGACCCUCGUGUCCGGAGCAGAGUGGGCAUGCUGGACUGUGCCCUGAGCAGCCUCACUGAGGGAACAGAAGUUCAGGGUUUGCCCUCAAUUAGUGCACUGAAGUUUAAUGGCUCCCUCACCGUGGCAGUAGGCACCAGCACAGGACAGGUGCUGCUCUAUGACCUGCGUUCCAACCAACCACUCCUGGUGAAAGAUCACUUCUACAACCUGCCGAUCAAGUCACUCAACUUCCAUGACCAACUGGAUCUCGUUGUGUCUGCCGACUCCAAGAUUAUAAAAAUCUGGAACAAAGACAAUGGCAAGGUGUUCUCCUCCAUACAGCCUCAGACCAACAUCAAUGAUGUUUGUAUCUACCCCAAUUCAGGUAUGUUCUUCACUGCCAAUGAAGAUCCCAAGAUGAACACAUUCUACAUCCCGGCUUUGGGCCCUGCACCUCGGUGGUGCUCCUUCCUUGACAACCUGACAGAGGAGCUGGAGGAGAGCCCAGAGAGCACGGUGUAUGACGACUACAAGUUUGUCACCCGGAAGGACCUGGAAAAUCUUGGUUUGUCUCACCUGGUGGGAUCAUCUCUCCUGAGAGCCUACAUGCACGGCUUUUUCAUGGACAUCAGGCUUUAUCACAAGGUCAAAAGCAUGGCGAAUCCGUUUGCAUACGAGGAGUAUCGCAAGGAUAAGAUCCGCCAGAAGAUUGAAGAGUCCAGGACUCAAAGAGUGCAGGUUAAGAAUCUGCCCAAGGUGAACAAGGAUCUGGCCCUCAAGCUGAUGGAGGAGGGUGAUGAUGAAGCAGAGCUGGCCUCUCGGAAAAAGAAGGGCAAGGCUGUCCCCAGCAUCCUGGGAGACGACCGCUUCAAGGUGAUGUUUGAAAACCCAGACUACCAGGUGGACGAGCAGAGCGAGGAGUUCCGCCUCCUCAACCCUAUCGUCUCCAAGGUCGGGCAAAAGAGGAAGAAGAAGCUGCGUCUGCUGGCUCAGCAGGCUGCUGCUUCCCAACAGGCUGAUGAAGAUGAGGAGGAGCCCGAGGGGAGAGGCAGCUCUGAGGAGGAGAGCUCGGACGACGACAAGAGCUGGGUGGAGGAGGUGAGGGAGCAACGGAGGCUGCUGCGACAGGAGGACCGAGACCGGAGGCGGCAGGAGAGGAAGGAUGCAGACCGCGACACCGUCCUGCUGGAAAGGAAACAGAACGGAGGAGAGAAAACCUCAAGCAUGGCUGAAAGCAAGAAAACAAGUCAGCCUCAGUUUUAUCAAAUCAAAGCCGGGGAGGAGUUCAGAAGUUUUAACGACAUGGCCCGCAAGCAGAGAUUACAGAAGGCUUCUUUGGAGGACCGUCUGAAGUUAGAGGAGCACUCUGGAACCAGCAACAUGGAGGACACUGCAGUGGGCAGCAAACAGCUGACUUUCACCCUCAAAAAGUCGGAGCAGCAGAAGAAGCAGCAGCAGGCGGAACGGGAACACCACGAGGAGAGGAAGAAGCUGAGGCGCUCGGCCGGGCAUCUGAGCAGCGGCCGCGGGAGAGGCUGGGGCGGCGGCAGGGGAAGAGGAGGCGGCAGGGGACGAGGAGGAGGCAGAGGCCGGUACUGAUGGGGGUGGGGGGUUAGCCAUGUCCUCACUCUUUGUCCUGGAAGGUCAACAGAGGCAUUACUGGCACCGUCCUCAGCUCACGUCAGAGUUUUCUAGUGUCUUCCAUUAACUCAUCUCUGAACAGACCAGCCUGCCUCCUGCUCCUGGGUGGUCUGGGCCAUGUGUUUAGCUGCUCUCUGACAAUUCAGAGCAUAUUAAAAAAGAUUACCCAUGUCGCUGCCAUUAUCCAAAACUACAGUGACUGCUCUCAGUGGAGCCGACUUUUUCAGUUAAUGAAGGGGGGGGUAUGUGCGUGUAAAAAGUUUAGUAUUUCUUAAUGCUGUUUGUUAUUACUGUAUAUUGUUAAGCCAACACUUGUACUAUAUAUUAUAUUUGGUACAAUACUUGCUUGUCUCCAUUCUUUUUAUUCCUAAAAAUCAAAAUAUGCUAGAUCAUUUUCUACCGAGUGUCAAAAUGACUCAAUAUGUGCAAAUAGAGCAUGCUUCCUCUGCACAGCACUUCACUGCAUGCGUCAGAGGAAGGGAGGAGGACGGUGAAUGAGGAAAGUUUUUUUUUUUUCCUUUCCCCCGCUAACAACUGCAGUUCUUGGAAAUAGAAGGACUGCCUGGGUGUCCUUCCCAUCCCCCCAGCGUGCUGAUGGCAUGAACCCCCUCUGCUCCAGCACUGGGCCAUUUCAAAUGUGAGGGAGGUGCAUUUAAGCUCUCAGCAUGCCAACACUGGCCCCCAGGCUCAUUUGAACUCAUUUGAUGUCACCAUGCUUUUCCACCACGACCCAUCUGCCUACAAAAACCUGAGUUUUAUGGGCGCUAAUGUGCCAGACUGUUUCUUGAGCGGGACCUGUAACUUUCUGUUGUCUCUGCUUGUUAGCUCUUUUUUACCAUUUGGAUUUUAUACAGAUUACACAAAGAAUAUAUAAUGUUUUAAUUAGGGAGCUUUAGAGCUGCUGGUAGGCAAAUUUAUGUUUUGACAGAGCCAGGCAAGCUGCGUCCCCCUGUCUUCAUGCUAAGCCUAGCUGAAAGGCUGCUGGCUCCAGCUACAUACAGUAUUUACCAGUGCUAUCAAUCUUCUUAUCUAAUUCCUAACCACAACACCAAAAAGUGUGUUUCUCCAUAAAGGUCAAAGUAGGCUUUAAUUUUGUACAGGGCCUUUAUUGUCUGUUCACUUUCUACAGUAUACAGCUGAAUGGAUCAGGGUCGGGCUUUCACAUAUUUUAACAGAAAAUCAUUGGUACAACUCCUGUCAAGGAAGAACAGGAAGCUUUUUAUCCAGGUAUUUGUUGAGAGAUUACCAUCAGUUGAGAGUAGGUUACUGAGGCCAGACCACAAAGCCCCAGCCUAGUUCACUCCUUUGUGUUGGGGCACCAGUGACACUGUCUCAC